Messenger RNA from Penicillium expansum, 795 nucleotides. Its product is annotated as Short-chain dehydrogenase/reductase SDR. The transcript has 4 exons. Gene Ontology annotation, molecular function: oxidoreductase activity, acting on NAD(P)H, oxygen as acceptor. Lineage: Eukaryota; Fungi; Ascomycota; Eurotiomycetes; Eurotiales; Aspergillaceae. Gene Ontology annotation, cellular component: intracellular anatomical structure. Bases 1 to 795 code for a protein of 264 amino acids. The record is from RefSeq and is a predicted model, not a curated record.
AUGGCCGCCAAUCAAACUCCUGUCCCUCAAACCCAAGUCGCUUUGAAUGGAAAAGUGAUUGCCAUUACUGGUGCCAACCGCGGAAUAGGCUUGGGCAUUGCUGAAUGCUGCCUUGACAACGGUGCGGCUCAAGUCUACUCGAUAGAUAUUGGUGAGACGGGAGAAGAUUUCGCUGCUGUGUCGAAGAAAUACCCCAAUAAGCUCUUUGCCGUCACUGCCAAUGUGACUGAGGAGGCCACUAUCACCGCUGCAGUUGAUAAGAUCAUCGAGCAGGCUGGUGCUCUACACGGAAUGGUGGUCAACGCCGGACGUACCCACCAUAAAGCUGCCCUUGACUUCACUAAGGAGGACAUUGAAACUCUGUUCAAUGUCAACCUCUUCGGUGCCUUUUAUACCGCACGUGCCGCUGCGCGCGCAUUUAUCAAACAGGGAAUCAAGGGUUCCGUGGUUUUUACAGCUUCCAUGGCUUCCUACCGUCCUAACAAGCGCGUUCCAUCCGCUCCCUACGGUGCCUCGAAGGCCGGGGUUCGCAAUAUGACCCACACCUUGGCUAUGGAAUGGGCACAGUACGGAAUCCGUGUCAAUAGCGUAUCCCCUGGCCUAGUCAACACCGCGAUGACAUACUGGGUACCUCAACAACCGGACUGGGAGCAGCAGCUCAAGUACUAUGGUGGCUUCCCUCGAUUGGCUGAGGUCCAGGAGCUUGGUGGUGCCUACGUGUACCUCCUAAGUGAGGCCGCCAGCUACACGACUUCCAUCGACAUUCCAGUGAACGGAGUGAUUGGCAUCUGCUAA